CACUAGAGUCUGCCGCACAGGCUCAGAGCCCACAUGCGAGGAGGGGGUGACUACAUUGUGUCUAUUGUAUGUUUUUUUGUUUUGGUUUGGUUUCGGUUUUUUUUUUACCCCCCUGACAUUUUGCACGUUUCACGGGAGGUGUAAAUCGGGAAUAAAAAGCAUGGCAGAUGAGCAAGAAAUAAUGUGCAAACUCGAGAGCAUCAAGGAGAUCAGGAAUAAGACUUUGCAGAUGGAAAAAAUAAAGGCAAGACUGAAAGCAGAGUUUGAAGCCCUGGAGUCUGAGGAGAGGCACCUGAAAGAAUAUAAACAGGAAAUGGACCUGCUGCUGCAAGAGAAGAUGGCCCAUGUGGAGGAGCUGCGGCUGAUCCACGCUGACAUUAAUGUGAUGGAGAACACUAUCAAGCAGUCUGAGAACGAUCUUAACAAGCUUUUGGAAUCUACUCGCCGGCUCCACGAGGAGUACAAGCCCCUAAAGGAGCACGUGGAUGCCUUGAGAAUGACUCUGGGGUUGCAGAGGCUGCCAGACCUAUGUGAAGAGGAAGAGAAACUGUCCCUUGACUACUUUGAAAAGCAGAAAGCAGAAUGGCAGACAGAACCACAGGAGCCUCCCAUCCCAGAGUCUCUGGCUGCAGCUGCUGCAGCUGCCCAACAGCUGCAAGUGGCCAGGAAGCAAGACACAAGACAGACAGCAACUUUCAGACAGCAACCACCUCCAAUGAAGGCGUGUUUGUCGUGCCACCAACAAAUCCAUCGGAACGCGCCCAUCUGUCCACUCUGCAAAGCAAAGAGCCGAUCUCGGAAUCCCAAAAAGCCCAAGAGGAAACAGGAUGAAUGAAAUCCAGAAGACUGACAAGUUGUGUGACCUGUCCCAGUACUCUUCCAGUAGAAUGGCAAAUUUGCCCAGACUUUACUGAAUUGCAGACUCAAGUAUGACUGUCUCAUUGUUUUCUAUUUAAAUGCAAUGUAAGCACAAUGUUCCUGCUCUUAAGUUCCUUCCAGUCUUUAGGAUUUGGUUUUAGGUACAUUAGGUAUAUAUUACUGGUGCUACAGUUUAACAUUUCAAUUGUUCCAUUUUUUCUACAUCAUUCUACUCCUAGACAAACUGGAAUUCUUUGUGCAAGUAUCCAAAAUGUUAGGCUAUUUCUAUUGAUCAAGUGUGAUUACCACAAAUGCUUUUAUGUUCUCUUUUUGAAAAACAGAUGUUACUAAAAGAUUGUUCUGUUUUCUCCUGAUGACAGGAGACUAUUUGAAGUUCUGAAAUAGCAGACUGCCUGUUUGUUUCACUGAAGAACAAUAUGUUUUCCAGUCUCAUAAGACUGGGUAGGUUUGGGUAUCCAAUUGAACUUUUAAACAGGUAAUGUUCAGGGAAAACAAGAUUUGUUAUGGAGAAAAUCAGUGCAUUAAGAACACACAUGGGUUUUGAUUUACAGAAGUUGAUUGUACAUUCCCUCAAACUUGACUUAAAACUUGGAAAGGUGCUGGCUGUGUAUGAAAUUCUAAAAAUGAUAUAAUUUCUCAUGCUUUAACAUCUUAACAAGUUAUUAUUUCCAGCAGUCAAAAGACUGAUUGACUUAAGGACAAGGCUGAAGUGAACUGUAUUAGUGGUCCUCCUAGGCUCUAUGGCUGACCAGCACACUGUGGUUCUCUAGGAAAUAUGCAUGAUAUAGCCCAGAUCUCUUUGUUCACAGACUGCACAUCAGCUAUUCUGCAUUCUUCUGUUCCUGGUUUCUUCUGCCAAAAUCUGGCAGACACAUCCUCCACUGGAGCAGAGGAAAAUUCAGGAACAUGUAUGAGGAACAGUUCAACUAAAAGUUAUGUAUUUCACCAGAACCAACGAGCUUUGGUGUCAUAGUCCUCCCUCAACCUUUCUGGGGUUUUGUCUUUUAAUAGGUCAGUUUCAAAUAAGCUUUACUUCAGGUCAGUUUGUUUUCUUGUUUCCUGUGUGCCUAAAGAAUCCUGACUAAAGCAUCUGGAGUAGAUCACUCCCUGUAUGUCUUCCCUUUGUUUCAUGUAAUGUAACAGCAGUUCUUGCAAUGGGGAAGAUGGCAGUGAUUCACUUGCAGAACUGGCACUUGGAAUUUACUCAUUUCUAAUCCCAGUUUUGUGACCACCUUUGUUGCCUAAAUUGAUCUCAAGUGUUAAAUAUUCUUUUCACUAAGCAGGAACUGCUUGUUCACAUUCUUCUCUCUCUAGCCCAGGUUUGUGUCUGCUAUUAUGUUAGAGUGGUUAUAUUGAGAAUUUGGCUUGUUAGAUAGGAAGAACAGGGAAGCCCCAAGUGUCUGCUCCAAGAACUUUGCCAAAUGUUGACAACUGUAAUAAAUCCACAUAAUGCAAUUUUGUCAAAUCAUGUACAUCACCAUUAAUUUCCUAAGUCUGCCACAAAGAACAUGAGUGAUUUACUGAAUAUAGUCCUUAAACUUAAGCCAGGUUCAGGAGAUAUUCCCCCAUUUUAAUGUUACAUUGUCAAAUCAACAUCUGUCAAUAGCAGACAGAAUGUGGACCACUUGCCCCUGAAAUUAUGUGAAGAGCAGAUUCUGCUAGGUGAAUUACAGGGAUUUGGUCUCUCAGAUAGCAAUAAUGGAAAAUAGUCUCCAUGCUCCAAAUGGCAAUAGUGUGUUAUGCAUGUUCUGUAGCACAAAUACUGGAUUCUACUGUUUUAAAUAUCAGAGUGGUCACAUGCUGUGUGCCCUGUUCAGAGCAAUUCCUAUGGAGUUGAAGGGAAAAUGCACAGAGUUCAAAGACAGCAUGUGGACUUCCCAAAGUGCAGACAUGAGAGCAGCAUACUUUGGUGGUAGUUGUACAUAAAUGUAAGAAGUAGUGCCAAUGGAGUGGGCGAGUGGUCUGCAAUGAAGUAGUGUGAAUAGAAGGAUUGAUUUGUAGAAACUUUGACUUACAGCUCUGAAAUAGGUAGGGUUAGUCAUAGCUGUUCUCACUUCACUGUUACUUUGCCAGGUUUUUUCUUUCUUGGGAGAUCCCUUAACUGAAGCAUACUUAAGGAUGCACCAUUUACUAAUUUAGUACAACAGUUUUGUAUUUUUACUUUUUUAAACUAGUCUCAUGUGCUCUUGUGUUUUACAAGGUUAGGGUUUGUUUUUGUUAUUUUAAACUGAACGUGACAUCCCGUGUUUGGAUCAAUUGUACUAGUAUUUACAAAUUUUCAUGUCCUUUAUGAAGUUUUGCCAUAUGAAUAGCAUGCAUUGCUCAGAGUGAGUGUCACUGGAGAUAAGUCAGCAGGGCCAAACAAAAGGGCCAAACACAACCUGGGGUACAUCAAGCACAGCAUUUCCAGCUGAUUGUCUCACUCUGCACUGCACUGGUGAGGACUUGAGCACUGGGGGCACUUUGGGAUGCCUCAAUGCAGGAAGGACAUCAGACUACUACAGUGUCCUAGAGGAGGUGUGUGAUUGCAGAAGGUCUCAAGGACAAGAUCUCUGAGGAGCAGCUGAGGACACUUGGCUUGUUCAGUUUGGAGAAAAGAGGGCAGAGGGGUGUCCUCAUCACAGCCUACAACUCCCUCGAGGGGGAAGCAGAGGAGGAGGUGCUGAUCAGCCUCUGAUGACCAGCAACAGGAUAUGAGGAAAGAGAAUGAAGCUGCAUUGAGGGAAGCUCAGACUGGACACCAGGAAAAGCUUCUUCUCUCAGAGAAUGUUUGGUCCCUGGUGCAGUGACCCAGGGAAGUGGCCAAGGCACCAAGCCUGUCAGGGUUUGAGGAGCACCCAGGUGACACUCUCAGCCACACAGUUUAAUGCUGGGCAGUGAGGAGCAGGGAGUUGGACUUGAUCAUCCUUAUGGGUCCCUUCAUACUUAAGAUAUUCCAUGAUUCUAGCCAUUUCAAGGAGAUAAAAUGUGUAUUAUGCAUUAGGGUAGCAUGGGGGUGGGGGCAGGGAGGGAGGCAGUGUCUUUCAUAGGAAAGAAUAUUCUUCUCUCUCACGGAAUAAUCACAGAAGUUUAACUGAAGAAUUCUUCUCGUGACAGCCCCAGGCUUUUCUCUCCCAGGCAACUCUCUCAAGAGACUGGAGGAAUCAUUAUGAAAUAUUGAUUUCUUGGUGUUCAGACAGAAGAGGAAGCUGUCUGAAGUACUGCUCUUAACACAAGCCUACUGCAUUUUUGCUUCAUGGAGCAACAAUGGCUUCUUCCUUUGUAUCUAAAGUAUUUGUGGAUACUUCUUCACUUCGCUUAAAUUUAUUCAUAUUUGGGUCAAAUUGUCUGAAUAGGCACAAGGAGACCCUCCUCAAAGCUUAGGAGACUUUAAUAUUACUGAAGUCUGGUUUAACCCUGUCUUUGUCAUUCUGUUUUUAAAAGGGUAUCCAAGUAACAACAAAAUAACUCUUGGAUUCUCUUGGUAUAGAUGGUUUCCAGGGUCUUUUCCUGGUUCAUCACUUGCCUCAAAGGAUGAUCCUGUUGUUCUGCAAUCAAACAGAAAAAAACCCAAAUAAAAUUCCAAGUCUUUUGCCCUGCCAUCGACCUUAAGCUCAUCAGUAAAAGGAUGCAAACACUGUACUGUAUUUAAAUGCUUUACUAUAGAAAUUUUCAUACCCAAGCUGGGGUGGAUCAGUUGUCCAAACUUUAGUGCCAAGGACACCAUUAACUAUAGAGAAAAUGUAAGGCAAAUUUAAAUACUUGCACUUCCUGAAUUCAACCUUAGCUUUUUGAACAGGACCCUGACUGAACCUGACCGUGGAUUCAACUUACAUAAUCUAAAUUUGAAAGAAUAGACAUUGAUGUGUUACUUUAAAUAGCAUACUAUUCAAGAAAUUGAGACUUCACUAGCACUUUAAAUAAAUAAAAAGUGCUUUAUUAAUUUCUUUUACAGUUUUAUAAUUCCUCCAUAUACAUUUUCAUUUUAGUAUUUAGGUAUUCUAGCAAUAUCUGGUGUUUUCACUGACUUCUGUGUUUUAAGUAUUUUACUCCUGUGCCUCAUAGGAGUAGCAGUGUGAGAUCUGUUUAAUUUGUCUGUACAGUCCUUUUUAAUAAAUGUUUGUUUCACGUCAUGCUUUCCUCCUGCAGAGUAUUUUCACACUUCUUAUUUGCUUAUGCUACUAAGAAGCCCAGGUGGUAAAACUCAACUCUCUGAUUUUACAGAAUACACUUACCCAUGAUUCUAUUAUACCAUUAUAGAAACUUUAUGGAAAUAAACAUGGGGAAAAAAGAUC
Messenger RNA from Oenanthe melanoleuca, 5153 nucleotides. It is a transcript of the gene ZC4H2, whose product is annotated as zinc finger C4H2-type containing. Gene Ontology annotation, cellular component: nucleus. The record is from RefSeq and is a predicted model, not a curated record. Gene Ontology annotation, biological process: positive regulation of neuron differentiation. The coding region runs from base 161 to 835 and encodes 224 amino acids. NCBI's taxonomy places the organism in Eukaryota, Metazoa, Chordata, Aves, Passeriformes, Muscicapidae. The transcript is spliced from 5 exons.